Messenger RNA from Nerophis lumbriciformis (worm pipefish), 2072 nucleotides. Its product is annotated as choline-phosphate cytidylyltransferase B-like. The record is from RefSeq and is a predicted model, not a curated record. NCBI's taxonomy places the organism in Eukaryota, Metazoa, Chordata, Actinopteri, Syngnathiformes, Syngnathidae. Gene Ontology annotation, molecular function: choline-phosphate cytidylyltransferase activity; phosphatidylcholine binding. Gene Ontology annotation, biological process: CDP-choline pathway.
GCACACACAGCUCUGCUGUGUUUGCUUCCAAAGGCUGACAAUGCUCAACUUCACUUACAGUUGGUGUGAACAGAUAUUAUCAACCCUCUCUUACAAAUGUUACUUUUUUUUAAACUAUUCAGCUGGACAUUUAUUUAUAGCUUUCUCUAAGUUUUGAUCUUACUCAGCAUUCAUGCAUGGAGAACAGGGAAGUGAAGUGACAGAUAGCGCGCUCUAUAUUCCUGCGACUUGAACUUUGCUCACUACAUUUUAUCGUCAUCAGGGUCGGGCGAUAGUAUGUAUGCUUAGAAGUCCACAGAAAUCCUCUGCAGAGAGCCACGGGUUUACUAGGAAGACUUUACUAGAAAAGGAUGGCUGGAAGGAGACGCAACAGGGGCGGCAACAACCAGCAACUUGCCCCCCGGCCACCAAGAGGGCGCUCACGAAGGGCACUAAGGGAACCCGCUGCUUUCGCCAGGUCGACAGGUUAUGAAUCAGAAGUCCCCCAUGAAAAGCUCACCAUUGCCGAAGCCAAGAGAGGCACACCAGCUUAUAGACCAGUGAGAGUCUAUGCUGAUGGAAUAUUUGAUCUUUUUCACUCUGGACACGCCCGGGCACUGAUGCAAGCCAAAAAUGUCUUCCCCAACACGCAUCUGAUAGUGGGAGUGUGCAGUGACGAGCUGACCCAUAAGUUUAAGGGCUACACGGUGAUGACAGAGGACGAGCGCUACGAAGCCCUGAGGCACUGUCGAUAUGUGGAUGAGGUGGUGCGGGACGCUCCUUGGACCCUCUCUACAGAGUUCCUCAAGAAACAUAAGAUUGAUUUUGUGGCUCAUGAUGACAUCCCUUACACUUCUGCUGGCUCCGAGGAUGUUUAUAAGCACAUCAAGGAAGCUGGGAUGUUCGUGGCCACCCAGAGGACAGAAGGCAUCUCCACAUCCGAUCUGAUCACCCGCAUCGUGCGCGACUACGACAUCUACGUGCGACGCAACUUGCAGAGAGGCUACACGGCCAGAGAGCUCAAUGUUGGAUUCAUCAACGAUAAGAAGUACCGUCUUCAGAACCAGGUGGACAAGAUGAAAGAGACAGUCCGCACUGUGGAGGAGAAGUCCAAACACUUUGUGUACCGGGUGGAGGAGAAGAGCCAGGACCUAAUACACAAGUGGGAAGAGAAAUCACGGGAAUUCAUAAGCAACUUCUUGGAGCUUUUUGGACCUGAUGGAGCUUGGCAUGCUAUUCAGGAGCGCAGCGGACGAAUGCUCCAGGCCCUGUCGCCUUACCCGUCCCCACGUGGCUCCCCCAGUAGCAGUCCCACCAGAUUGCGCUCACGUUCUCCUGACUCCUCCCCAGUCGCCUCGGCCAGCACCUCUCCCUCCUCCACAUCACCUCCUGCCUCUCCAUCCUUUCGCCGCCACACCUGAAAAAUGGAACACUCUCCUCUCUCCAGACUACCUCUGCACAAACACAAUUUUUUUAUCUUUAUGUGGGAUUCACAUAAUCGCUGAGAAAAAUUAAUAGAAUGAGGAAUUUAUUACAGUACUCCCACUGGAAUGUAACAGUAAAGGCAAAACAUUAGGAUUUGAUUGUGAGUGUGAAUGAUGUCUGUCUAUCUGUGUUUGCCCUGUGACGAGGUGGCGACUAGAAAAUGGAUGGAUGGAUGAAUUUUAUUCCUGUAACACAAUGCAUGAUUCAUACUUUACUUUUUGUUUCUCCUUCAUGCUUUUAAGUCCUUUCUUGUUGAUAAAAAUGCACUCCAAUGAGUUCAAAAUUAAAACAACUUUUUGUGAACCAUUACAAGCAGAAUAGGAGGAGACUGACUCCACAGUCAUUUGGCCUUAAAUACAAUCAAACCUGUCUAUAGUGACCACUCAAGGGGAGGAUAGCAAAAGUGUUGACAUUGAUGCUGGAUUGGAGUGGUGAUUUGUUGAUAGGAGAGAGAUCUGCUUGCUGAUUCGUUAAAAAUUUAAGAUCAAAUAACGGAUAGUGCUCGUUAGCGUGCGAUAAUAUGACUUGUAUGAGUUGUAACAAUUCAAAAUGUGUGGUUUCCAAUACGAUUCAGGGACAAUAUUAUUGUUUUAGAACUAUACGGUCAA